This is a messenger RNA of Gaeumannomyces tritici R3-111a-1, 2286 nucleotides long. RefSeq lists its product as hypothetical. Lineage: Eukaryota; Fungi; Ascomycota; Sordariomycetes; Magnaporthales; Magnaporthaceae. The record is from RefSeq and is a predicted model, not a curated record. The coding region runs from base 210 to 2204 and encodes 664 amino acids. The transcript has a single exon.
CGCUUUGGUGCCAAAAACCUCAUGCCCGCCAAGGCCCGAGAAGAUGCCGUUCGGGAUAUUAUUACGUGCCGGGGGCAUGGGCCUCGUGUGGGGGACGUAGCCCGAGUCCUCGCUGUAUGUUUAUUUACACUGACGCCGUCUAUCACUAACCAUCAGCCGGUUGUCACCUUUCCCCUACCUACUUGCCUGUCAAUCCGCGUAUCUGCAAUAUGGCCGAAUCCAGCGCCUCAGAUGUCAAGUCUCUCCCUCUUGCACCCCUUUGCGGGGUCUGUAAAGAGUUUAUUGAUACCAUCGCCUCCUGGGAUUUUAAGCAACCGAGCGAGGAAGCCCGUUUGCUUCGCGCUGGCCCUGAUAGUCGCUGGGGUGAGUAUGGGUGGCGCUUCCACCACUACGGAUCCUCGGAGGAAAUCACCAAAAGCGCCGAGUUUUGCUCUCUUUGUCGGCUCAUUCUCGACUGCUUCGAACCGGACAAGACGCGAACGAUGUCAGAGCUCACGUUGGACCCGUGGUAUGGCCAGAAUGGCGGAUACCCAGCGACCCCCGGUAUCCAGGCAGGUUUUCUUGACGAGAAUUCUCGCUGGUCGUAUGGCCUCCUCCGUACCAGCUGGCUACGUCCCUACUUGCACGCCGUGGAGGAAGGCGACAAUUAUUCAUACAAUCGGUUAUAUGAGCGAGACGUUCCGGACAGCGCUGCGUCGCAGGACUGCCUUGACACAAUCCGCUACUGGCUCAAAGACUGCUCUGAGCGACACCCCAAGUGCCGUGCUGCCACCCGCUCAAGUGCUCUCCCCACAAGGGUCAUCGAUAUCGGCAACCUCCCGGAUGACACGCCUAUACUCUACAUCAGUCAUGGCGAGAAGGCGCCGUACGCCACGCUCAGUCACUGCUGGGGCGGGCAUGUCCCGCUCGGAACAACGACGGAAACCCUGGCGGCGCACCAAGAUGGCUUGUCGGCGGACCGGAUGCCGCAAAACUUCCAAGAUGCCAUCCGAGUCACCCGCCUAGCCGGCCUCCGCUAUCUCUGGAUUGACUCGCUGUGCAUCAUCCAGGACGACCCUAAAGACUGGGCAGCCGAGGCUGAGCACAUGACGGCCAUCUACCGCAAUUCCACCCUCACGAUAUCUGCUCUGGACUCGAAAGGACCUGACACUGGGUUUCUCGUGCCAAGGACCAAAAAGUCCCUGACAAUCAGCCCCAAAAUGGCGAUCCAUUGCUUUCGCCAGGGAUUCAGCGACGCAAUGGAGGACAACAUCCUAACCAAGCGCGGGUGGUGUAUGCAAGAGCGGCUCCUGUCCCCGGUUGUGUUGCAUUUCGGGCGAGACCAGUUGUAUUGGGAAUGCUGCUCCUUCACCUUGGAGGAAAGUCGCGGCUGCUCGACCGUGAACUACGAGUCCAGCCCAGAGGACAACAGCGGCGGACCAGCCGGCGUCAGCUGCGGGUUGAGGAGUGAUGGGUUGAGGAAUUAUAGAAUCCCUGCCUUCACCAGAGCGCGCAAAAAAUUCCAUGUGUCCGGGCCUGGCAGCUGGUCCAUUGCGGUGGAGGAAUACAGCCACCGCAACAUAACGUUUCGCCGCGACAAGCUGGUCGCGAUAGCGGGUGUGGCAAAGUUGGUUCGUCCUGCCGAGGCAGAAUACUCCUACAUUGCUGGUCACUUUAUGGGUGGGGGCUACGACAUUUUGUCCAGUCUCUUCUGGUCGGCCCGUGUCAAACUCACCAACGGGAAGGCCCCAGGGUUCAGAGACAUUGAGGCUCUCACAAGGCCCGACGACAACUACCCGAGCUGGAGCUGGGCCAGCGUCGAUGGAGGUGUCGAGUUCCACAGUCGUUCCGGGGAGGACAGCGGCAUCGAGCUCCUGGGCGUCGAGGUGGAUGUUGGCAGGGAUGACUUCAUGGCGGAAAGAGUGAAGGCGAGGCUGAAGAUACGGGCUUCGAUUGCGAAGCUACGCUACACUCCAUGCGAAGCAAAGGAGGAUCGUGAAAUUGUUGGUACAAUUUGGCCGGUCGGCCAUACCGCCGCCAUGGACGUCGACCGGGCUAGAGACCGAAACUGCUGGGUUUUGGUAAACCCCAGCGGCGGCGGCGUGCUUGUCCUGGACGAAGUGAGUAUAGGUGUGUUCCGUCGCGUCGGCUGGGCUGAGCCUCAGUCGCUGACCGACCAGGACCCAAAGGUCGAGUAUUGCGUGAAGGAGUUUGAGCUGAUCUGAAGACGGGCCUUGACUAAACCCAAAAUAUCAUGUUAUUCUAUCAUGCUACUGCCAGCUUCUUGAAAGCAACCCAUUCGCGCCG